AUGGAUCUCUGGGGGAAAAUCCUGUUUUUUAGGCUGGUCGCUGCUGCUGUUGCCGCUGCACACAUGGACCCACCACUGUCCCCCACCGUGUUGACUGCAUCAGAGGGAGGAGAAGUCACAUUCUGGAGCCGAUUGAACAACAACACUCACGCCAUCCUCUCUGUUAACAACAAAACGCUGCUGAACUUUGAUAAUGGUUUGAUACGGUACAAAAACAACAUGAUUCGUGUGGAGGAUCGGAGGAUUGUCAUGACCAACGUUCAGAAGAAUGACGGCAACAUCUAUAAGCUCCAGAUCUAUGAACGCCCAAGUCUCGAAGGGAAACUGUACCACUUCAAACUCAAUGUAACAGAGGCUCCUCCUCGAGCUUCUGAUGUUACGUCUGCCCCUCCAGCUGCAAACCAAGGCCCAGACCCAGGCUCAGAUUCAGACCCAGGCCCAGACCCAGGCUCAAACAAGACUCUUCUUGUUGUCUACAUUGGACUAGCAAUAUCAUGCCCGAUUGUGAUUUUCUCGGCGCUCGCAUUUUGGAAGAGGAAAUGGAUCAAGGAAAAACUCCAAAAGAAGCAGAACCAGAACCAGAAUGGGCAGCAGGACGUGGCUCAAUACACUCCAGUGAAUCCAGACGAGGCACAUGUCGAAUUAAGAGAAGUUAUGGCUGGAUGA
Knipowitschia caucasica is the source of this 666-nucleotide messenger RNA. NCBI's taxonomy places the organism in Eukaryota, Metazoa, Chordata, Actinopteri, Gobiiformes, Gobiidae. The record is from the annotation of a GenBank genome assembly.